ACACAUUAAUGACUGAAGCACCGCAGGUGAGGAGCCUGCAGGAGCAUAUGGGAGGUGCCAGGGGAGCAAAAGAGAGCGCCCAAAGCAGAUGGGGAGAAGAUGACGACACACUCAAUAUGUGUGUGGGUGUGUGAGAGGGAAAGAGAGAAGGCAAUGUGUAGAGAGACUCACACCGCCUCCACCAUUAUACACCUGUCAGAGCAGGUGGAGACACUGACAGCUGAUACCUGAACCUGGAGGUCUAGCUGGAGGGAUCCUCUUUAACUCAGUGGAGUGUUUUUUGUUUCUUUUUAAUUUAUUUUUUCUUCUUUGAAGCCGUCAGGGUUUUGAAUGAAUCUGUUUUGUCAUAUUUUUUUUACUUUUCUGAACUAUUUGAAGAUCGAGAUUUGCCGGUGCCUCCAGCUGAUGUAGGGAUUCGAUUUUUCAUCAAAACCUUUUGAGAACUCUUAAGGACUCUAUUAUUGUUGCACCUGCGUCUGUGAGAGCUCAGUCAUGGCAGACUUCCCAUCCAAAGUUACCACAGAGACCAGCGUCCCUAACUCCCAGAACUCCCACGGUGGGAACAGCAUCCGAGGGCUGGCUGGAAGUGUAUCCUCCAGGGUGGACUUUUCAUUUAUUCGAAGCAUCCCAGCUAUGCUGAUGAUUGCUGAAAUUGUUUUUGGGCUGCUCCACUGGGCGCUGAUAGCAGGCACCUCUAUAGUGGGAGGAGCAUAUGGCUGGGUAUUGUUUGUCGCCAUCACUCUGUGGAUCCUCACCACCGUCCUCUUCUUCAUCAUCCUGUUUGGUGUCACACAAAAAUUGCCCGCCGUCCCAUGGCCCCUGACGGUGAUGGUGUAUUUUAGUGCAGCCACAGUCCUCUAUCUCACUGCUUUCAUCACCAACGCAGCUUAUGUGGCUCCCUACCACCGGCUCUAUAUCUAUGGACAUUUGGCAGCUGCUGCAUUCUUUGGUGCUGCGGUGACCUUGGUGUACGGGGCCAGUGCUUUCUUCUCCUACUUUGACUGGAAGGGGGACGGAGGAAACGCUGCCACCAACACAGUGCCGACUUAAGGCUGUGCAGCCAGCGGUGCUACUCCCAGGAACAAAGCUCACAAAACUCAAAUCCUGACUGAGGCAAACCCCGACAUUAACCACGAGAUGAAAUCUGUUCCAGGUGGUUGUUUAAUGUUUUAGCCAUCCCAGUAAUACAGUAAAUAUACUGUACUACUACUUAUAAUAAUAAUAAUAAAUGUAAUAAUCCUAGAUUGCAUUAAAAAAUAUAAAGUUAUAAAUUUCAGUAAUCUGAAAACGUGAGUAGCAUUAAAAGUAAAAUAAGCACAGGCUGCAUGUGCCAACUACAGUGGAGGGUUAUUGGGUUAGUCUGAGAUCACCAUUGGAAAAACCUGUUAGCUAAAGGAGGACUGCAGAUUUCAACCUCCAGCUUUGGACGUUAGGCACUUCUCUUAAGUACUGUCUGCUGCAUUAUGCAUCUAUCAACGAGAACAUGAGGAUGAAACCACUGAAAGUUAGCUUCAGUUUGUGUUUACUGGGCCUAA
Oreochromis niloticus (Nile tilapia) is the source of this 1535-nucleotide messenger RNA. It is a transcript of the gene pllp, whose product is annotated as plasmolipin. Gene Ontology annotation, molecular function: structural constituent of myelin sheath. NCBI's taxonomy places the organism in Eukaryota, Metazoa, Chordata, Actinopteri, Cichliformes, Cichlidae. The coding region runs from base 493 to 1050 and encodes 185 amino acids. Gene Ontology annotation, cellular component: membrane. The transcript is spliced from 4 exons. Gene Ontology annotation, biological process: myelination. The record is from RefSeq and is a predicted model, not a curated record.